AUGAAUACACGCUCAAGGACCUCGAAGAGGCUGGCUGAGGAAGAAGAUAUCGAUGGCGACCCAGCCGAAGGGUCGUUUUCUACAGGCCAGCGCAAGGUCACACUCCGGAGCGAGCUUAUUGAGUUGUCAGGGCCGAAGACGAAAAGGAUGAAACGGAAUCAUCCUGUUGCGGAUCUCGUGCUGAAGGAUCUCAUGGAGAUGCCUAUGGAUAUCCUUCUCGAAAUAUUCGUGCGAGUGAAGCUUGCGGACCUGUUAGCGCUAUCUCGGACGACAAAGCUGCUGCGAAAGACACUCAUGAGUCGCUCUUCCAAGUCCGUCUGGAUGCGCGUACGCUCGACGACGAUGCCUGGACACCCAGAUUGUCCAGACGACUUGAGCGAACCACAGUACGCGGAGCUAAUCACAGGAAACAGGUGCUUCGACUGCGAUAAGAGAUCCGCCACAAAUGUCAUUUGGUCGGUGCGCGCCAAAUACUGCAAUGAGUGCUUCAUCUCCGCUUUCCCCUAUAAGAAGGAUUAUUAUUGGAUAGACAGCCAGUCAUACCCUGCCAACUUGGCAAGCCUAAUGCCCAGCAUCUUCGUCAAAGAAAAAUAUCAACGGAGUUUUCAUAUCUGUGACAGGUACCACAGGUAUACCGAUCUGUCUUGGGAAAAGGAAUACAAGGCUCUAUCGACGAUCGAGGAGAGGAAGGAGUGGGUGCAGGAAAAAAUAGCGAUUCAACGCCCUAUUAAUGCGCACGGAGAGGCUUGCGAUGCCUGGGCUGCCCGCAGUAAACUUCAUUCGAAACGGGUGCUCACUCUGCAAGACCGUCAUGCGCUCAUUGUCGACCGCGUCAAGCAACUAGGAUGGGGUGACGAGUACGCCAGGAUACGUUACUCAUUCACCAAGCCACAAUGCAAGAGGGAUAUCUUCCAGAUCUGCCAGAAGCCUAACUUCACGGAAAGAACGCUCCUCGGUCUUGAUGGACGGCUUAACGACAUAAUGAAGGAGCUCAAGAAGCGGCGUCUAUCCGAGGACGUUGAAGAAAUGUACAAAGACCGUUUGAGCUUGUUGGUGGAGGUUUAUGCUGCCUACGUGGAGACGCUUCCACUCGACUCGAUCUACCCAAACACAGUGGAGCUCUUUAAAUUUCCUGUUGUCGAACGACUGAUCAAGAACACCCCUGCUACGAUCGAAUUGACAGAGAACGCCAUACGCGAAGCCCUAGAUUUUUCUGAAAUCAUCAGCUUCUGGAAGAAUAGUCUCGAUGCGGCUCUUAUUCGCCUCAUCCGGCAGGGUCUUCCAGAUGCGAUAUUCGACGAAAGCACGGUACUAAACCUUGCAACGACUUAUUUCCACUGCAAGCGCUGCGACACGGUACCCUUGCGAAAGGAGGACAUCUAUACGCACCGUUGUAGGGGCGACUCCCGCUGGCUAGACCCCGCGGCCCCAGAGCCGACCGAUCCAGAAGCAAAGGCUCUCAAACACGUACUGAAGGAAGAGAAACCGUGGAAUUGGAACGGGAUGAUUUACUUCGACGUUCGUGCAUUCGAAACGUUGACUAGCCUUGUGAAGGUGUACGGACGAGACCCGACGACGACUAGUGCUCAAGAUAUGGACAACGCAGACCAUGUCAUUGAGUGUCUCGCCUGUAAUAGCCAGCAUCUGGGACGGCGUACAAUGAAGUGGUCGUACGUGGCCAAUCAUUCUAAUUAUCACCGAGUGUAUGGGAUGAAAGAACCGAUCGAGUUGCUUCUUCUGCACGGGGAGGACGCCAACCGUGCUAGGCUGCGCAUCAACGAGGACUCCGAACGUGUCAAAGCGCGCUAUGCGGGAAACAACAUGUUGUGCUACCGUUGCAGUGAACGGGGUGACAUUGCUUCCCUGAGGAAGCACGCAAAGAAAAAGCAUGCAAAACGGAUCCCAAUCAUUGGGGCUGACUUAGGGUAUCAGCCUGAAGCAUGUGAGUGGCGAUUGGGCAGCCACAAUCUUUGGCCACCAAGGCCAGAGAAGUUGGACUGA
This is a messenger RNA of Cyclocybe aegerita, 2001 nucleotides long. Lineage: Eukaryota; Fungi; Basidiomycota; Agaricomycetes; Agaricales; Hemipholiotaceae. The record is from the annotation of a GenBank genome assembly.